AUGGAUCCGCCCGAGAAGAAGAACGUCAAGUGCGUCGUUGUCGGCGACGGUGCUGUCGGUAAGACUUGUAUGUUGAUCAGCUACACCAAGAACGAGUUCCCCACCGACUACGUUCCCACCGUGUUCGACAAUUACGAAGCCACCGUGCUGGUGGAGAACAAGGAGGUCAUCUUCUCCCUGUGGGAUACUGCUGGUCAGGAGGCCUACGCCAGGAUCCGAACUCUCAGCUACCAGAAGACCGACAUCUUCCUCCUCUGCUUCUCCGUCGCCGCGCGCACCUCGUUCGGCAACGUCACCGAGACCUGGGUCCCCGAGUUGAAGCACCACUGCCCCAAGGCGCCGAUCAUCCUGGUGGGCACCAAGACCGAUUUGAGGAAGGACCAGUCGGCCGAGUGCGUGGUGGCCGAGGAGGGCCAGAAGCUGGCCAAGCAGAUCAAGGCUCUGAGGUACAUGGAGUGCUCGGCCCUGACCAGGGUGGGCCUCAAGGAGGUGUUCGACGUGGCCAUCACCAGCAUCGUCUGCAGCAGCGUCUCGACCCAGGCCUCGUCGGGCAAGAAGGGCUGCGUCCUCAUCUGA
This is a messenger RNA of Acanthamoeba castellanii str. Neff, 576 nucleotides long. RefSeq names its product Rho family GTPase. Gene Ontology annotation, biological process: small GTPase-mediated signal transduction. The record is from RefSeq and is a predicted model, not a curated record. The coding region runs from base 1 to 576 and encodes 191 amino acids. Gene Ontology annotation, molecular function: GTP binding; GTPase activity. The transcript is spliced from 5 exons. NCBI's taxonomy places the organism in Eukaryota, Discosea, Longamoebia, Acanthamoebidae.